This is a messenger RNA of Gadus morhua (Atlantic cod), 3409 nucleotides long. RefSeq lists its product as uncharacterized. Bases 307 to 2670 code for a protein of 787 amino acids. NCBI's taxonomy places the organism in Eukaryota, Metazoa, Chordata, Actinopteri, Gadiformes, Gadidae. The record is from RefSeq and is a predicted model, not a curated record. The transcript is spliced from 19 exons.
AGAGAUAGGGUUUGUUGUAACAACAGAGCAGCCAGUCUUCACUUGGUUGUUAUCUCCACCACGAAGUGGUCCAUUAAUGACCCAGCCGGCUCUUGUUCGGACUGCGUAUGGUCCUUCGCCUUGGCUGUUGAUCAGUUCCCAGGGUUCCAUCACUUUUGUUGCAUCAGUGCCGAUGAGCAAAUCCACAUCUGCAUCCAUAUCGUGAAUCUUUACAUUCCUCAGGCAUGGAAAGAAAGAUGAAGUAAAGUUUUUACUCUUCAGGAGCUUCAUAUCAAGUCCUUCACCACUCUAUCACUUCUGGAGAGCAUGACUGGAUCCUGGAGAAUAUUUCUGCUCUGUCUCCUGCAAGGUGCUGGGUGCAACGCUGCAAAAUACCCAGGGGUAUUUGCUGCACCUCGUUUGAUGACCCCCAAGGAGAAGGUGGUGGAGGGGACACCUGUGGAGCUGAGGUGCUCUGCUCCAUCCUACUCUCAAACCCACCCCCCCACUGUGACGUGGACCUCCGCCCUGGGGCUCAGCACCCAGCUCCAGCAGGACGAUACCGUGACCUCCACUCUGACCUUCAACGCCUCCCACCUCUACCAUGGAAACAAUGUCUCCUGCACUGCGGCCUACUACAUACCAUCUGGGAACAAAACUGUGACGUCUACAAGAUACCAACUCAGUAUCUUAUAUGCCCCCAGGAACACCUCUGCUGUCGGCAGCCCGUGUCUUCCAGCCAGCGAGGGAGGCUGCCUGAACCUGACCUGCUCCAGUCAUGCUAACCCUGCUGUCAGCGAGUUCACCUGGUACCGAAUACACGGAGAACACAUCUUUAAGAUCGGGAGUGGAUCUUCUCUGUCCAUCCAGCUGUUGAGCACCAAUAACUGGUUCUUCUGUGUAGUCAGGAAUGACAUUGGCAUUGAAACAUCUAAUAUCUACAAGAUCGACAUUCAAGACGUGGUGCUGUGCAUUUUCAAAUCUGCUGUGAUGUUCGUGGGAUUAGUGUCCGUGGUUGUGUGCUUUAUAAGAACUCGGAAAGUGAGUGAGGAGACGCGGUCCUUUAACGCUGCCACUGUGAAGCGAGCCCCCCCAGACGAGGAGGAGUCCCAGGUCGUCUUCGGAGGUGAGGAGGACAUCUACGUUAACAGCGGGAUGCAGAUGAACCUGGUUGGGCCGAGAGAGGAGCCGGUUGGACCGAGAGAGGAGGCUGUUCUGAGAGCCGGUUCCCCAGUCUCAACGCACCGUGAUGCAGCCUCCUCCCAGCUGACUGAAGAUACUCAAACUUGGAAGAUGGGUGAGGAAACGCGGUCCUUUUAUACUGCCAAUGUGAAGCAAGCCCCCCCAGACGAGGAGGAGUCCCAGGUCGUCUUCGGAGGUGAGGAGGACAUCUACGUUAACAGCGGGAUGCAGAUGAACCCGGUUGGGCCAAGAGAGGAGCCGGUUGGACCGAGAGAGGAGGCUGUUCUGAGAGCCGGUUCCCCAGUCUCAACGCACCGUGAUGCAGCCUCCUCCCAGCUGACUGAAGAUACUCAAACUUGGAAGAUGGGUGAGGAAACGCGGUCCUUUUAUACUGCCAAUGUGAAGCGAGCCCCCCCAGACGAGGAGGAGUCCCAGGUCGUCUUUGGAAGUGAGGAGGACGUCUACGUUAACAGUGGGAUGCAGAUGAACCCGGUUGGGCCAAGAGAGGAGCCGGUUGGACCGAGAGAGGAGGCUGUUCUGAGAGCCGGUUCCCCAGUCUCAACGCACCGUGAUGCAGCCUCCUCCCAGCUGACUGAAGAUACUCAAACUUGGAAGAUGGGUGAGGAAACGCGGUCCUUUUAUACUGCCAAUGUGAAGCGAGCCCCCCCAGACGAGGAGGAGUCCCAGGUCGUCUUUGGAGGUGAGGAGGACGUCUACGUUAACAGUGGGAUGCAGAUGAACCCGGUUGGGCCAAGAGAGGAGCCGGUUGGACCGAGAGAGGAGGCUGUUCUGAGAGACGGUUCCCCAGUCUCAACGCACCGUGAUGCAGCCUCCUCCCACCGGAUAGACCCUGCAGGCUCCCACCCAGGACGACCGGUCUCUAGGGAGCUCACUGAAGAUACUCAAACCCGGAAUGUGGCUGAGGAAGCACGGUCCUUUAACGCUGCCACUGUGAAGCAAGCCCCCCCAGACGAGGAGGAGUCCCAGGUCCUCUUCGGAGGUGAGGAGGACAUCUACGUUAACAGCGGGAUGCAGAUGAACCCGGUUGGGCCGAGAGAGGAGCCGGUUAGACCGAGAGAGGAGGCUGUCCUGAGAGCCGGUUCCCCAGUCUCAACGCACCGUGAUGCAGCCUCCUCCGGCCGGAUAGGCCCUGCAGGCUCCCACCCAGGACGACCGGUCACUAGGGAGCUCACUGAAGAUACUCAAACCCGGAAAGUGGCUGAGGAAGCACGGUCCUUUAACGCUGCCACUGUGAAGCAAGCCCCCCCAGACGAGGAGGAGUCCCAGGUCGUCUUCGGAGGUGAGGAGGACAUCUACAUUAACAGCGGGAUGCAGAUGAACCCGGUUGGGCCGAGAGAGGAGCCUGUUGGACCGAGAGAGGAGGCUGUUCUGAGAGCCGGUUCCCCAGUCUCAACGCACCGUGAUGCAGCCUCCUCCCGCCUGAUAGGCCCUGCAGGCUCCCACCCAGGACGACCGGUCUCUAGGGAGCUCACUGAAGAUACUCAGUAAACAUUUUAUGAUGACCAAGUACUUCCUCGAGUUCUCAGCUCAAGGCAAGGAGCGGACCCAAAGAAAGACUUGCCUAGGGCCCCCUACUGCCUAGAGCCAACACUGACCAGUGUACCUGAUACCCCACUAGUGUCCCUGGUAACAUCUAGCGUCCUAGGCAACAACUAGCAUACCUUGGGGCCCAUGGUAACAGCAGUCUUCCUAGUCAGUAUUAAACAAGAGCAGUGUUUAAAGUAUUGAUCGAGUACAUUAUUAACAGUAUUAAGAGCAGCAUCAAUAGUAUGAACACUGAACACUUUACAGUAACAGAACAGUAUUAUCAGUAUUCAAGGGUUUCACAACAUUCAUAGUACUGCAAAAGCAAUGGAUUUCAUCAGUCUCAAGCACUAUUGUGUAACCUAAUUCGGCGAUAGAUUUUCAAGAUUGCCAACGCAAAUGUGUUAUAUGUAACACACCUACUGAACUACAUCCUACAUUGACCAUGAUAAGUCAUCAGAGAUUAAGGCCACUGUGGCAGUGUGUGUGUGUGAUGGCUGGUUUAAGCAGCCUCAGCUGGCGGAGUCUGAUUGGACUCUGGUGCUGGCUGAGGCUGCACACCUGUUGCACAUUGAGUAAUCAGUGUGCACAGGUUAAACCAGCCGUCUGCACUCGCACUCGGGGCGAUCAACUGGAUGGCAGCAGAGCACCCUUGCUAUGUUCAUUAUGACAGUUGUGCAAUAAACCAUAUUUUUAAAACGAA